CUAUACUUAGCACAGGUGUUCCUCUGUGGCGAUAUAUAAGUGCUGUCGGGGACAGCUCCAUUGUCAUCUCUUAUUGGGACACUCACAGUCGGACACAUCAAAGAUGGCCCCAAAGAAAGGCAAGAAGAAGGCGACUGAAGCCAACUCAAAUGUGUUCACCAUGUUUGAGCAGGCCCAGAUCCAGGAGUUCAAGGAGGCCUUCACCAUCAUGGACCAAAACAGAGACGGUUUCAUUGAUAAGAAUGACCUGAGGGACACAUACGCAGCUCUGGGUCGCAUUAACGUGGCCAAUGACGAGCUGGACGAGAUGGUGAAGGAGGCACCGGGACCCAUCAAUUUCACCAUCUUCCUCUCCAUGUUCGGAGAGAAGUUAAAAGGCACAGAUCCAGAGGACAUCAUUCUGGCCGCAUUCAAAAUCUUUGAUCCAGAGGGAACAGGCGUUAUCAAAGGAGAUGAUAUCAAAUACCAUUUGACGUCUCAGGCUGACAAGUUCAAAGAAGAGGAGAUCAAGCAAAUGUUUGAAAACUUCCCCCUUGACGUUGCUGGAAACCUGGACUACAAGAACUUGUGCUACGUCAUCACCCACGGAGAGGACAAGGAAGAGGAAAAGGAGUGAAGCAGCACACACACACACACACACACACACACACACACACACACACACACACACACACACACACACACACACA
Messenger RNA from Engraulis encrasicolus (European anchovy), 689 nucleotides. It is a transcript of the gene myl10, whose product is annotated as myosin, light chain 10, regulatory. Gene Ontology annotation, cellular component: mitochondrion; cytoplasm. Gene Ontology annotation, molecular function: calcium ion binding. The record is from RefSeq and is a predicted model, not a curated record. Lineage: Eukaryota; Metazoa; Chordata; Actinopteri; Clupeiformes; Engraulidae. The coding region runs from base 104 to 616 and encodes 170 amino acids. The transcript is spliced from 7 exons.